This is a messenger RNA of Bombus pyrosoma, 6217 nucleotides long. RefSeq lists its product as uncharacterized. The transcript has 2 exons. The record is from RefSeq and is a predicted model, not a curated record. NCBI's taxonomy places the organism in Eukaryota, Metazoa, Arthropoda, Insecta, Hymenoptera, Apidae. The coding region runs from base 5479 to 6144 and encodes 221 amino acids.
CACUACUACCACUACUACUACUACUACUACUACUACUGCUGCUGCUACUACUACUAUUCCUAUUAUUUGUUUAUUAUUAUUUUUAUCAUUAUCCUAUUAUUAUUAUUAUUAUUAUCAUAAAAAUGAAUGUAUUUAUUACCGUUUAUUGCGAGUCGAGUUAUUGAGACGAUCGAAAGGACAGUGAGUAAUUGUAAUGUAAACAUUGAAUUUUUAUUUUCCACGACGAUAGUCAUGUGAAUAUAUUGCUACAGUCCGAUCCAAAUAAUCAAGCUUUUGUAACACUAAUUAUAAUAAAGUAACGGUGAUACUGCUAAUCGCGUAAUUGUAUCGCACACGGUAAUUCGGAUACGAAGCGUCGAGUGGCCACGUAGGUAGAGGAAAUUUGCGUGUAUCAUAUAAGUGAGAUAUAAGUACGCCAAAAAUCUUUACAAAUUCAUACGAAAUCGUUCGUUUUAGUUUUCGCUUCCUUUUUACUUCCUUGCGUAUCUAGUGGCAAAUCAGCGGCAAACAGUGGCGAAAUCGCGGCGCUCCCUUCGUUCACGAUGGGUGUGCGCACAAUUUUUCUCUCGCUCGAGGAGAAAGUAACUAUAAACAGCCGUACUCCUCGAGCGAGUUCUCGACGCUCAGUCUCUGUCGUCUGCGACGUUGCCGGGACGGUUGACGAACAUGCGCAGACGGCAGAGAACGAGAAAAUGUGGCGAGAUGCUAUUUUUCCACGCGUGUACGAUGUCAAAGUCUCUUUCUUCGCACAGUGCGAACGCGCAGAAAGGAGUCGGUGAACCGUGAUUCCUUGUAAUUUCGUCCAGCUCCACGAGCCAAAAGCACAAUAUCUCGACGCUUUCGGGACACAUCGAAUUCGCUUCUGGCGAGCUUUCCUUCUUCCCAUUCAAACGAUAUCACGCGAAACAGAGGGACGCGACACGGAAGCUCGGAAAAGCGGAAGUCAGAGGGAGAACCGAGAGAACGGCGGACCUCGAAAAUCCUCUCACGAACGAACGUUAAUACAGCGUGCGUAUUUCCUUUUCCGAUAGACUCGCGACUUGUACAACCGAGACCGGAAUUUCUAAAGAUUUUUGGUUAUACGCUCUAUAUGUCGGAGGACUGACGGAAAUAAUUGCUGGUUGUAAACCGGGAGGAAUGUAGGAUAGAGGAACGAGACCGCGACGACGUCCGCGAGAGAAAAGGAGAACAAGAUUGCCAGGUCUCGAGGAAACGCGGUCGCAUCGGCAAAUAUCGAGAUCGCGCGAUUUCCGGCGCUUCGAGGUUUUUCGUAGAAUUGUAGACGCAGUUCGCGCCUCCCAAUCGAUAGAUACAACACUAUUGUUUGUACCGAGUGCGUUUUUUCUUAUUUCGUCCGUAGCCGGAACGAAUUUAGCGGAUAGUAUCGAUAACGAUAACGCGCUCUAGGCAUUACGAUAAUAACGAUAGCAAUAGCGAUAGACGUAAUAACGAUAAUGAAACGAGCGCUAGAGGAAAGAGAAUACGCGAUAAUACAAUAAUUGUUACACGGUCGUAGUAGAUGGGAUGGAAAGGGCUUCCCGAUCCUUUCCGGAGAACACGUGUAAAACGACUUUGUCGACACGAUUACUUUCAAAACAGAUUUAAACAUAUAGCACGACAACCUCGUAUACGAUAUUUGCACAACCAUCCGAUAGAAACUUGGAGCGACCUUAGAACGCGCAAUAUCGGUGACCGGAGACGACGAGAACGUAAUUAAAGUUGAACUAAUAAAGCAACAGCCGACAAAAGAAAUUCGUAAUAACGAAUCACGAUAAUAACGAUAACAAUAAUAAUAAUAAUAAUAAUAAUAAUAAUAAUAAUAGUAAUAAUAAUAAUAAUUACAAUAAUAUUAAUAACGAUUUACGGUAAUCGACGUUUACUCUAGUAUUAACUUUAACGCUAAUACUAUGGAUAAUGUUAAUGUUAACGAUACUACUAAUAGUACUACUAAUGGUAAAAGUAACAAAGAAUAGUAAUGCUAAUAAUAAGAGUAAUAAUAAAGAAGAACAAAAUUAAUAACGAUAACAAUAAUAAUAUUAUUAAUAACAAUAACGAUAAUCGUGUCCAUUGCCUGUCGCAAAAGGAAAACGAUGCAUAAAAUAACCGGGUACCUACAAAGUGACGUGCCUUUGAGACUUUUCGAAGCAAACGAUCGGUUCGCCGUUAGCUUUCGACUUCCGUCCGUGGAACCCGGUUCCGCGGACGUGUCCGUAUUGCGCGUUUCGAGGGAAACUCGACUCCUUCGGCAAUCGCGAUCGUGCUCGAUCCUUUAGUCACCGCAUCUGCGACACCUGGCAACGAAUCUUCCGAGUUUCGAGUCGUGAACCCACUACCUAGAUCGUAGAUAGGCAACCGCCAGCGAUUGCCAAGAAACGGAGAAAAAGUGAGAGAGAGAGAGAGAGAGAGAGAGAGAGCGGAAGCGAGUGUAUGCGCGUGUACGAGAGAUAACAAGAGGACAAGGAUCCGGGAUCGUAACGAUAAGAAAAUAAUAGUCGACGAUAACUAGCGGUCGGGUAAUGAGCGAAUUAACGAUAAUCCUUUUCUUAGCGCGAUAGAACAGGCAUAAUAGAGAAGCGACGAAUAUUUUGAAACGAUUUAAUCGUCGGCCAGUUUAGGGGAAGGGAAAGAGGAAAUAAAUGAAGCAAAAUAACAAUGUCCAUGUUGCUAAAUAUUAGCGGUGAAGUAGUUUGCGUAUAGCGACGUGUUAGUUUAAAAUUAGUGCGUAGUGCGAGUGAAACAGAUGGGAUGAAAUGGAGGAACACCGAGAGGGUGGAAAAGGGAGCGAGAGCUUGAGUGAACGCGAAACAGAACACGAGCGAAAAUUAUCGCGUGAAUACGCGUUUGUUUAUAUAUAUAUAUAUAUAUAUAUAUAUAUAUAUAUAUAUAUAUAUAUAUAUAUGUAGAGUGGUAAAAUCGAGAGUAUCACACGUACGUCAAACAUACACAAACAAAUGGACAGGCGUGUUGUAAAACGCGGAGGGCAAGAAUAAAAGCAUGAGCGAGAGCAAGAGGAAGGCUGGAUCUGAGAAACGCAAAGAGUAGUAGCGGAAAGAAGGAAGAAACAAACGAAGACGAAAGAAGCUAGAUACGCAGAUACACGCGAGAAACACACGAAGCAUAGUAGACACGUAGAUUACAGUUAGGAGAUAGAAUUUUAGGUGAAGUUAUCGAGCCCGUUCCUUCGUAUUAGAUAUGGUAGCAUUAGAGAUGCCCGGCACGCCUCGAAACGAGGACACGUGGUCUGCACCUACCGACUUAGUGGAAAAGAGCUUCGCUCCAACGGCGUUUCUUUUGUUUCUCAUUGAAGAAGAAGAAGAAGAAGAAGAAGAAGAAGAAGAAGAGGAAGAGGGAGAAGAAAGAAAAGAGAAGCGUUAGACAACGGCCGCUUGUUACUUCCUCGAGCCGUUCGUUCUUCUCGAUGCAUUCCAUGCUGCGUUUCGUUCGCGACUUUUCCCAAUGGAUCUUCCUCGCGAAGAUCGACUUUACCAGCAAUAAAAGGAAACAGAGAGGGAAUAGACAAAACACAGGAUAGAAACGCGUUCGAAUGGCACGCAUGUAGGGUAGCGACAUCGACGCGACGAGCGCAGAAAAAGAAAAAAUUUGUUUUGUAAUUCGCAGGGGCGAAUAAUCGCAGCAAGGCUAGGGCGCACAAGGAAAGAAUAGCGAAAAAUGCGAGAUAGAGAAGAAGGGAGUCAACGAAACGGUAAAUGGUAAACAGGGAGAGAAAGAGAGAGAGAGAGAGAGGGAGAGAAAGAGUGUGUGAAAGUACCGUAUCCAUUGUAGUCGCGCAUAAAUUAUUAUAAAUAUGAAAACAUUAAUAUUAUCACCGAGCAUAUUGUAUACCUCUUCUGUACAUACAGCUGAACGGCACCAACAAUAACGAGUUACGAUUUAUCGUAGCCAUGAUGGGAAACGGCGAACGUCAGAUCGAUGUUGCGUAUUGUCUUUUUUGCGUGGCGAGCAAUCGAAGCGAGUAUGGUCGUAAUGUAAUUAUAUUACCGCUGCGGUACGAUGUAACUGCAUGAUCGACGGCACCGUAUACAUAUACAUAUACAUAUACAUAUACAUGUAUAUAAAUAUAUAUAUGUAUAUAUAUGGUGUAUAUAUAUAGUAUAUAUAUAUAUAUAUACCAUAUAUAUACAUAUUAUAAAUACAUUUCGUAGGACGAGUAUCGCGAUGGCGAGCGAUGAUUUUCUAUUAUUGCUAUAAUUAUUACCAUUACCGUGAUUACGGUUUCUUACGAUGAUCGCUGCGACGACGACGACGAUUAGUACUUACGCGGAUGAGUGUGUUACGAGAGAGUGGCAGGGUAACCGUAACCGAGUGCUAUGUACGGAAAAGUUGAGAGAAAGAACGAAAAAGCGUGUAUCGUUGGCGUGCUCGUCGGACGAGUGUCGCGGGGCAGGGAAGAAGGAUGUAUCCGUCGAGCAGCAGCGUUGUGGACCUUAUUUGUAGGUGUAGACUAACGCGAGCAACAAGGGGUUCCUAAAUGUUGUCCGGACGAUUCGCCAACAUCCGAGGGAGAGCGUACGGGCGAGGAUUUUCGAGUCGAGCCAAUGAGAGAUCGAAGCGAAACGAAAGAGAAAGCGAAAGAAAAAUCGCGGGAAAACAUAGGCGGACAGAAAGUAAAAGAGAAGAGAAUCGGCGCUCGUACGCGUCCUGGCGAUGGAUCGCGUCGGCUUCGCACAGCCGUCUUGAAUACCGAUCGCAACGAUCGACCGAGAAAGCCGACUCUUUUUCGCUGAUAUUUCUUUUUUCACGCACCGAUAAUGGACCCCCCGGUUUUUAGUCCCGCGGGCGAAUAGGCGAACGACAAAGAGGCAACGCGAUCGAGCCCCAGCGUUCAUUCUCCGUUUAUUUAUCGUUUAUUUAACGUUUAUUACCGUCGAGAAAACGGAACUUCCCCCGAUGAAGUUCGAAGCCACGUUUCUAGGCGUAAACGAUCAUCCUGUGGUUAUUUCUUGGCAGAACCGAACCAAUGCUCAAACGCUGUUGGUUUAAAGUGAAUAAAAAAAAAAGCUGAGAAACCAAGAUUUUCUUUACCCGUCUGUACCUAUAGGCCUGUAACACGUCGUGUAUGUGCAGUGGAGUAUAAAGGGAAUAAUAAAGAGUACACACUUUUUAUAUGCACGGUUUUUAACUCUUCUCGCUUCACCGUCUUCCACUCGAUUUUCGCGAAUGUUCUAGAAAUUCAAAUAUAAUUUCAUGGUAUGCUACGACAUCUGUAUAUUUCACGACGAAGGUAAGGAAUGCGUCGUCCACGUUGUCACGCGCAAAACUAACGACAUACGAAUGGAUCGAACGAUCCAUGGCAAGCUUCAGACGUGGCCAAGUAUUCGCGACAAAUAUUCAGAAAAUGACGAAGACGAACGAACCGAUAUUUCGACUUGGUAGGACAGGAGGAACAACGAGUUGGUCGUAAGACAUCCGACAUAUAGACAAAGACUUACGCUUGAAUCAAUCGCAAGAUAUUCGACGAUGGGUGACAUUCUACGAAACUGGAUACAAGCGAGGCUAGGAAUCUUGAUCGAUCUGACACCCGAGGUAUUUGGUUACUACACCAGGGACGGCUCGCUUCUCGCACAGAUUCUGCACAGCUACGACAUAAUAAGCCGCGAUCAGUUGGGCAUGAUCGUCGUUACCCAAGACCCUGCUCUCUGCAGAGUAAAUCUCAAGCACUUGAGAUUUUGGUUGCGAUUCGUGGGAAUCGAUAGCGACGAUGAAAGCAUCGAAGAAAUUUCCUGCGGCAAAGGUACCACGUCGAUGCGCUUGUUCUACAAGCUGUACCUGUGCCUGGAAACCAAGGACAGGUUGCACUUUAUCACACUGCAAAAGGAGAGGGAAAAAUUCGUACCCACGUCGAAGAAGUUCGAAGUGACGAAAGUCUGCGAGGUCCCUCCACCCUAUCAACCGAUGGAGCACCCUUUGUCGAAGAAGUUGGCGAAGGGAAAGGACAUCGUCGACUGGCAUCGUACCAAACUCCCAAUGAUACUAGCAAAGUUUCAAAAAGAACGAAAGAAGUUGAUGGCUGUUCCCACGCCGUACACCGUAGUGCAACCCAGCGUAGAGCAGUGGCCAGCCGAGGUUUGCUUAUCAGCACCGGGUUCGGAAGAAGUCAGGCAAAGAAGGCGAGCCAAGGGAUAGAGGAAAGGAAGUGGAAGAAGAAGUCGAACGGGAAAGACAAAGGAAAAGAGGAGAAAGACAAGAAGGAGAAAAG